AUGCAGGCCCAGGGGUUGCCGACAGCCUUUCGUGGCGUGGCGUGGCGAUACACUCGUCGUGCGGCUGCCAGGAACGGCCGAUGCCCCGAGUCGGGGGCAGUUCGCACCGCCGGCGCCGCUUUCAAGAAAUGGGGGUCUGUGCACCCAAGUCAACGCUGGGCAACGUGUACAUGCGCCAAAGCUUCCAAACCAGUGGCCGUGGUGUCAGCACAGGAAGGCCCCACCGUCCUUGUAGCGGAGAAGCUUGGAUCUGCAGGGUUAGAGAUCUUGGAGAAAUUUGCAGUCGCGGACACCACCUAUGAUCUAUCACCAGAUGAACUUGUGGCAAAGAUUUCAGAAUAUGAUGCUAUAAUUAUUCGGUCUGGAACACAGGUAACAAGAGAGGUGUUUGAAGCAGCAAAUGGGAGGCUGAAGGUGGUUGGCAGGGCAGGUGUUGGAGUAGACAAUGUGGACUUGGCUGCAGCUACAGAGCAUGGCUGCUUGGUUGUAAAUGCCCCCACAGCAAACACGGUGGCAGCUGCUGAGCAUGGCAUAGCACUGUUGUGUGCGCUGUCUCGGAACGUGGCCCAGGCAGAUGCCUCUAUGAAGCAUGGUGAAUGGACGAGGUCGAAAUUUAUUGGCACCGGUAUAAUUGGCAAGACACUUGCAGUGAUGGGAUUUGGCAAGGUUGGAUCAGAAGUGGCCCGAAGGGCUCAGGGUUUGGGCAUGGUUGUGAUUGCCCAUGACCCAUAUGCCUCGGAAGAGAAGGCCAGGGCCUUGGGUGUGAAGCUGGUGUCUUUUGACGAAGCCAUCGAAUCGGCAGACUUCUUUUCGCUGCACAUGCCCCUGACCCCCUCAACCAAGAACAUGUUCAACGAUGAUGUUUUUGGCAGAAUGAAGAAGGGAGCAAGGAUCGUCAAUGUGGCUCGUGGGGGUGUCAUCGACGAUCAAGCUUUGAAGAGAGCUCUUGAUGAUGGACAUGUAGCACAGGCGGCACUUGAUGUCUUCGAAACAGAGCCACCAGGCAAUGACCACCCCCUUGUCACCCAUCCCAAAGUUAUUUGCACACCUCACCUGGGUGCAUCCACUUCAGAGGCUCAAGAGGGCGUUGCUGUGGAAAUCGUUGAGGCUGUUGUUGCCGCACUGAGGGGCGAGCUCGUGUCCACAGCAAUAAAUGCCCCCAUGGUGCCUCCCGAUGUUCUUGUUGAGCUGCAGCCAUACGUCAGCCUGGCACAGGGUCUUGGCAAAGCUGCGGUGCAGCUUGUGGGGGAUACUGGUGUCAGUGACAUCAGUAUCUGCUAUUCCAGCCCGAGAGGGGAUGACCUGGACACCCGGCUUUUGCGUGCCAUGGUGAUCAAAGGAAUCCUAGAGGAGAUCACCACUGCAAGAGUUAACCUUGUGAAUGCGGACCUCUUGGCCCAAAACCGUGGACUGAGGAUAUCGGAAAUGACCGUGCGGUCAGAGGGAAGGACGAUCCUCACAUCUAUGUCUGUGGCAAUCGGCACUGCUUCAUCCAAGUUCUCUGCAGCCAUGGACACUGCCAGCCGCAUCUAUGUGGAAGGGUGUGUAAAGGACGAUGUGCCGUGGCUGGACAAAAUCGGUACCUUCGAUGUGGAUCUUGCCAUGUAUGGGUACGUCCUGCUAGUUCGGCAGCAGGACCAACCUGGCAUCAUUGCCGCCUGUGCUAAGGUUUUGGGUGAGGCCAACAUCAACAUUAGUUUCAUGACUGUGUCGCGAACUGGAAAAGGCGAGGACGCCAUAAUGGCAAUCGGGCUGGACGAUGAACCAACACCUGAGGUGAGUCAAGAUCACUGCUGCUUUUGGUGUCAGCAGGGGAGGUGUCUUCUUGACACUAUGUGCAUGCUCAGAUGGGCAUCCAGUUCUUGCGACUGGUUGUCAGAAUCGAUGCUAGUGCACUUCCUGGCAUACUGA
This is a messenger RNA of Ostreobium quekettii, 1911 nucleotides long. The record is from the annotation of a GenBank genome assembly. NCBI's taxonomy places the organism in Eukaryota, Viridiplantae, Chlorophyta, Ulvophyceae, Bryopsidales, Ostreobiaceae.